Messenger RNA from Pistacia vera, 5089 nucleotides. RefSeq names its product ABC transporter C family member 2-like. Lineage: Eukaryota; Viridiplantae; Streptophyta; Magnoliopsida; Sapindales; Anacardiaceae. Gene Ontology annotation, molecular function: ATP hydrolysis activity; ATP binding; ABC-type transporter activity. The record is from RefSeq and is a predicted model, not a curated record. Bases 164 to 5038 code for a protein of 1624 amino acids. Gene Ontology annotation, cellular component: membrane. Gene Ontology annotation, biological process: transmembrane transport. The transcript is spliced from 28 exons.
AAAAGAGACGAUCACGUUCUCAACAAACACGUUCACUUUCACAUCUCCAUAGAGAUUGUGUAGUGUGGAGAAGUCAAAGUUCUUGGAAGAAGAGCGAGGAUAGAGGAUUAUGAAUAUUUUGACUUUUGAGUGAAUUCCAGUGGUAAAUAAGUAAAAAAACAAAAUGGCUUUUAAUCCACUGGUCUGGUAUUGUAGACCAGUGGCAAAUGGGGUGUGGACAAGGCUGGUGGACAAUGCCUUUGGUGCAUACACUCCUUGUGCUACUGACUCUUUGGUCAUCACCAUUUGUCAUUUGGUUCUUAUGGGAUUGUGUUUCUAUAGAAUAUGGUUGAUCAAGAAAGAUUUUAAAGUUCAGAGGUUUUGUUUGAAGUCAAAACUCUAUCAUUACUUGUUGGGUUUUUUGGCUGCUUAUACUACUGCUGAGCCUUUGUUCAGACUGAUUAUGGGUAUUUCCAUUCUGGAUUUGGAUGAACAAACUGGUCUUGCUCCAUUUGAGAUUGUUUCCCUGAUUAUUGAGGCUCUGGCUUGGUGUUCUAUGCUGGUUAUGAUUGGUGUGGAAACUAAAGUCUACAUUCGUGAGUUUCGAUGGUUUGUCAGAUUUGGGGUGCUUUAUACUUUGGUCGGUGAUGCAGUGAUGUUCAAUCUCAUUCUUUCAGCGAAGAACUCUUACAAUAGUUCUGUACUGUAUUUGUACUUGAGUGAGGUCAUUGUUCAGGUUCUUUUUGGAUUACUUCUGGUUGUACAUGUUCCUGAUUUGGAUCCUUAUCCUGGUUACACCCCAAUGCGAACAGAAUUAGUUGAUGAUGCUGAAUAUGAAGAACUUCCUGGAGGAGAGCAGAUAUGUCCUGAGAGGCAUGCCAACCUAUUAUCCAGAGCAACUUUUGCAUGGAUGAAUCCACUCAUGAAGCUAGGCUAUGAAAAAUUUAUCACAGAGAAAGAUGUUUGGAAGUUAGAUACAUGGGACCGGACCGAAACGCUGAAUAACAGAUUCCAGAAAUGUUGGGCUGAGGAAUCACAGAAACCUAAACCAUGGCUUUUAAGAGCACUGAAUAGAAGUCUUGGGCGAAGGUUUUGGUGUGGAGGCGUCUGGAAGAUUGGCAAUGAUCUUUCACAGUUUUGGGGGCCACUUAUGUUGAACAAACUCUUGCAGUCUAUGCAACAAGGUGACCCAGCUUGGAUCGGUUACAUCUGUGCCUUUUCGAUUUUUGGUGGAGUGGUAUUCGGGGUGUUAUGUGAAGCUCAGUAUUUCCAAAAUGUCAUGCGUGUUGGUUUUCGGCUGAGAUCUACUUUGGUUGCUGCUGUAUUUCGCAAAUCUCUUAGGCUAACACAUGAGGCUCGUAAGAAAUUUGCAACUGGGAAGAUAACCAACUUGAUGACAACUGAUGCUGAGGCACUUCAGCAAAUAUGCCAAGCACUUCACACAAUGUGGUCAGCUCCGUUUCGCAUUGUUGUUGCAAUGGUUCUUCUUUAUCAGCAAUUGGGUGUAGCUUCACUUCUUGGUGCAUUAAUGUUAGUUCUACUGUUCCCCAUACAGACUCUUGUUAUCAGCAGAAUGCAGAAAUUGUCUAAGGAGGGUUUGCAACGUACAGACAAAAGAAUUGGCCUUAUGAAUGAAAUUUUGGGUGCAAUGGACACUGUGAAGUGUUAUGCAUGGGAAAGCAGUUUUCAAUCUAAAGUUCAAAGUGUUCGGACUGAUGAAUUGUCCUGGUUCCGCAAAGCAUCACUGCUAGCAUCAUUGAAUGGUUUCAUUCUAAACAGCAUUCCAGUUGUGGUGACAGUCAUUUCAUUUGGCAUGUUCACUUUGCUUGGAGGGAAUCUGACACCUGCUCGGGCAUUUACUUCUAUUUCGCUAUUUGCUGUGCUUCGGUUUCCCCUGUUCAUGCUUCCUAAUAUAAUAACUCAGGUGGUAAAUGCAAAUGUAUCAUUGAAACGUCUGGAGGAGCUUUUCUUGGCUGAAGAAAGAGUUCUCCUACCAAAUCCUCCACUUGAUCCUAAAUUGCCAGCCGUCUCAAUAAGAAAUGGUUACUUUUCAUGGGAUUCAAAGGCAGAGAGGCCUACAUUGUCAAAUAUCAAUUUGGAUAUUCCAGUCGGUAGCCUGGUUGCAGUAGUUGGCAGUACAGGAGAAGGAAAGACCUCUCUUAUAUCGGCAAUGCUUGGGGAGCUUCCUGCAGUGUCUGAUGCAAGUGUUGUUAUUCGAGGGGGGGUUGCUUAUGUUCCACAAGUUUCAUGGAUUUUCAAUGAAACUGUACGAGGUAAUAUAUUAUUUGGGUCUCCCUUUGAAUCAGCAAGAUAUGAGAAGGCAAUUGAUGUGACUGCAUUGCGGCAUGAUCUUGACUUGCUGCCUGGUGGAGAUCUUACCGAGAUUGGUGAACGUGGAGUAAAUAUUAGUGGUGGGCAGAAGCAAAGGGUGUCCAUGGCAAGGGCUGUGUAUUCAUAUUCAGAUGUGUACAUAUUUGAUGAUCCUUUGAGUGCUCUGGAUGCUCACGUGGCUCGCCAGGUUUUUGAUAAAUGCAUCAAGGGAGAAUUAAGGGGGAAAACAAGGGUUCUUGUUACAAACCAGCUGCACUUUCUUUCACAGGUUGAUAGAAUUAUCUUGGUCCAUGAGGGUACUAUAAAAGAGGAGGGAACAUUCGAGGACCUUUCUAAUAACGGCCAGCUGUUCCAAAAGCUGAUGGAAAAUGCUGGAAAAAUGGAAGAAUAUGAGGAAGAAAAGGAAGAUGCUGAAACUUCUGAUCCUAAGACCUCAAAACCUGUUGGUAAUGGGGUAACUAAUGAUUUGCCAAAGAAUGCCAACCAUACAGAAAAACCAAAAAUAGGCAAAUCGGUUCUUAUUAAGCAAGAAGAACGAGAAACUGGUGUUGUCAGUUGGAAAGUUUUGUCAAGGUACAAGGAUGCAUUAGGAGGCCUAUGGGUGGUAAUAAUUCUUCUUCUGUGCUAUGUCUUGACAGAAACUUUAAGAAUUUCAGGUAGCACAUGGUUGAGUUAUUGGACAGAUCAAGGUUCUUUGGAGAGACAUGGACCUGGUUAUUACAAUUUGAUAUAUUCACUUCUGUCAUUUUGUCAGGUCUUGGUGACUUUGGCGAAUUCAUAUUGGUUGAUCAUAUCAAGUCUUUAUGCAGCCAAAAGGUUGCAUGAUGCUAUGCUUACUUCCAUAUUAAGAGCUCCAAUGGUCUUUUUCCAAACCAAUCCACUUGGACGAAUUAUCAAUAGGUUUGCAAAGGAUCUAGGUGACAUCGAUCGAAAUGUGGCUAUAUUUGUGAACAUGUUUCUGGGCCAAGUGUCACAGCUCCUUUCUACUUUUGUCUUGAUUGGAAUCGUCAGCACUAUGUCUUUGUGGGCUAUAAUGCCGUUAUUGGUUUUAUUUUAUGCGGCCUACUUGUAUUAUCAGAGUACGGCUCGUGAAGUAAAACGUUUGGAUUCCAUAACCAGAUCACCGGUUUAUGCACAAUUCAGUGAAGCACUUAAUGGCUUGUCCACGAUACGUGCAUAUAAAGCUUACGAUCGGAUGGCUGACAUUAAUGGGAAAUCUAUGGACAAUAAUGUCAGAUUUACUCUUGUGAACAUGGGUGCCAAUCGGUGGCUUGCAAUCCGUUUGGAAACAUUAGGAGGCCUGAUGAUUUGGUUUACAGCAACAUUUGCUGUUAUGCAGAAUGGAAGAGCUGAGAACCCGCAGGCAUUUGCAUCAACUAUGGGUCUGCUUUUAAGUUAUGCAUUAAAUAUUACUGGUUUGUUGACUGGUGUAUUGAGGCUUGCAAGUUUGGCUGAGAAUAGUUUAAAUGCUGUUGAGAGGGUUGGCACAUAUAUAGAUUUACCCUCAGAGGCUCCACUCAUUAUCGAGACCAACCGCCCUCCUCCUGGAUGGCCUUCAUCAGGAUCUAUAAAAUUUGAGGAUGUUGUCCUGCGCUACAGGCCUGAACUUCCUCCAGUCUUGCACGGAUUGUCUUUUAUGAUUGAACCGAGUGACAAGGUAGGGAUAGUUGGAAGGACUGGGGCUGGGAAAUCUAGCAUGCUCAAUGCUUUAUUUCGAAUAGUAGAGCUGGAAAGGGGAAGAAUUUUAAUUGAUGAUUGUGACAUUGGGAAGUUUGGAUUGAUGGACUUACGUAAAGUACUUGGUAUUAUACCGCAAUCACCAAUCCUAUUCUCAGGAACUGUAAGAUUUAAUCUUGAUCCUUUCAGUGAACACAAUGAUGCUGACCUUUGGGAGUCUUUAGAGAGGGCACAUUUGAAGGAUGCCAUCCGCAGGAAUUCUCUGGGUCUGGAUGCUGAGGUUUCAGAGGCAGGGGAGAAUUUCAGUGUUGGACAAAGGCAACUAUUAAGUCUUGCUCGAGCAUUAUUGCGGAGAUCUAAGAUACUUGUUCUUGAUGAAGCAACUGCAGCUGUUGAUGUUAGAACAGAUGCACUUAUUCAGAAAACUAUAAGGGAAGAAUUUAAAUCAUGUACUAUGCUGAUUAUAGCUCACCGACUUAACACCAUCAUUGACUGUGACCGGAUUAUUUUGCUUGACUCUGGCCGGGUUCUUGAGUAUGAUUCCCCAGAGCAAUUGCUGUUAAAUGAAGAAAGUGCUUUCUCUAAGAUGGUUCAGAGCACAGGUGCUGCAAAUGCUCAGUACUUGCGCAGUUUGGUACUUGAUGGGGAAGGAGAGAACAGGUUGGGCCGAGAAGAGAACAAGCGAUUAGAUGGACAGAGAAGAUGGCAGGCCUCUUCUCGUUGGGCUGCUGCUGCCCAGUUUGCCCUUGCUGUAAGCCUUACUUCAUCACAGAAUGACCUUCAACGUUUGGAAAUUCUGGAUGAGAACAGUAUUCUCAUGAAAACAAAGAAUGCGGUUAUAACUCUGCAACGAGUUCUUGAAGGGAAGCAUAACCAAGAAAUUGAAGAGUCACUGAACCAAUACGAAGUCUCUUCAGAUGGAUGGUGGUCCGCGCUUUACAGAAUGAUCGAAGGUCUCGCUGUCAUGAGCAGAUUGGCUCGGAACAGGCUACAUGAAUCAGAAUUUGAUGUUGAAGAGAGAUCAAUUAACUGGGACACUGUUGAAAUGUAGAAAGCUAUAAUUCUCUAGUCUUUAAUCAAGGACUUGAUGAUGGUUCUGCUC